This is a messenger RNA of Paramacrobiotus metropolitanus, 2567 nucleotides long. RefSeq lists its product as uncharacterized. The transcript is spliced from 6 exons. Bases 248 to 2161 code for a protein of 637 amino acids. Lineage: Eukaryota; Metazoa; Tardigrada; Eutardigrada; Parachela; Macrobiotidae. The record is from RefSeq and is a predicted model, not a curated record.
AGUGGGUUUUGUGAUUUUAUCACUUGAUCUUUGUUGAUGGAUUUGAUUCUGAUCCGUUUAUCAGUUGACGUUUCCCGUUUUUCAUUUUGUAUUAGCUGACUUUUGGCUGUCUUUGUUUGGUGUGCAGUGUUUGGUAGCUCUUGUACAGCGAUGAGACUGAUUUCGCUAUAUUUAAAAACCCCGUUGCGAUAAUCGUCAUAGUACGGGCGUUGAGCUGGUCGAGGGAUUUCUGACUUUCACUCUGAAUAUGGAUGCAGAUCCGCCCAUGGAAUCGCUGGUGUCAGACGACGAGUCCCUUCCGUCUCCUGUUGCCCAUCCCGAUCCCCAGGAGGACCGUCUCCGCGAGGAUGAAGCGAUUGUCCAGAAGGAGCUGGAUUGCACCGACGGGACCGCCGUCAGCGACACGAGGGCGGGUGACGAUGCGACAACGCCGCAGCGCGACAGUCCCGCGUCCGCGUUGGGCGACGCCGUGGAACAUGGGGAUGACGGGGACCGGGAUGACACGCGCAGUCCCGCACAGUCACUGCUGUCCGAUCCCGCAGAUUGUGACAUGCCCGUGGAGGACAUGGAAGCGGAGCGUGUGAUGGCACAAGAGCCGGAUUGUAGCGACGGCGGCGUGGACCGUGACGACAUCACACCGAUGGACAGUAUUGCUCCGGAAUCCCCCCGGGAUGAUGCCAAUCCCGACUCCGCCGCGCCUUCCCCCAUGGCGGAGGCCUCCGUCCUCGCAGAAAGCGCUUCCCCCUCGGACGCCGCCGCUGUCGAGCCGGCGGAUCUUCGCUGCAUCAUCUCCAGCUGUCGCCAGUACAACCGCCCCCAUCCCGACGUCUACCCCUUCCCGCCGGCCGCCACACGGGCCCCGCAGCGCCUCACCUGGAUCCGCGCCAUCAACGCCAGUCCCAUCCGCAACCGCACCGUCACCAGCGCCUACCUGGACCACGACCCGUUGGCGGGCGUAUGCCCGCAGCACUUCCGCCCCGAGGAGCAGCUGUGGGAUGGGACGCUGCAGGCGGAUGCGCUGCCGACGGUAUUCGAGGGCCGCCCUGGUUACUGGGUGGAUUGUGUGGGCACCCAGUGCGCCGUGGCCGGCUGCCCGCUGACAGAGCUGCAUUUGACCAACGGCCUGCUGCCCCUCCGCCGCCCGGCGGCCCCGGCCCGGCUGCACUCGCCACCGCGCCGCUUCCAAGUCCAGCCCCCGGCCGGUUUCCUGCGCGGUCCCACCAGUGCCACCCUCAUCGACAAGACACACGACGAAUUCCGUUCGGAAGAGGGCAGGGUCACCAAGAAGAAAAAGAAACCUCCCCUGAAACUCAUCCUCCGCAAAUCCCCGCCGUCGCCGCCCCCCGUGGUGGUCCGCCGACCCAAAGCGCCCCCGUUAACCGACGAGGAGGAAGAGGAGUUCGCCGCGAUGCUGCGGGAAGCCCAGGGGGAGCUCUUGAUCCUCCACAAAGAACUGGACGACGCCGAGGACGCCCUGUUGACGGAGCAGGGCAAGGUGCAGCAUCUGCAGGGCCGGGUGGCGGCCUGGAUGCAGUUGCACUACAAACGCCAGGCCGAGGAGACGGAGCGGCUGCAGACGCUGGAUAGGCUGGCGGAGUUCUAUUUGCGCCAACUGCGCUCGGCCGAGUACGAGAAAUCCCAGUUGCUGGAGCAGCUGGACAAACUGCGCCCCGAGUGGGUCAAGGCCAAAACCGCCGUGGAGGCGCAGAAGACCCGGCUGGCUGUGCUGCAGACGAAGCAAGCCGCCCGUCUGGAGCAGGCCCUCCAAAAUAAAACCAAAAAAGAGCGGGCGAACAUGACCACCCUCGCCGGUGUCCGCCGCGAGCUGGCGGCCAGUAUCCGCGCCAACCAGCGGCAGCGCCGCGCCUACACGCAGUCCCUAACGUCGCUGGGCGUCCCGUUGCCGGCGGAGAUCAACGCGCUGGCCGAGGCCGGCACCGUCAACCGCCUGGCCUGUGCGACACCGCACAAGCUGUCGGUACCGCCGACACCGCUCCCGGUGGCGGUCCCCCUGGCGACACCAUAUCCGCCAGCGACGGCGCUGCUCAAUCCAGUGCACAGCGGCCGCAAACGCCCCGGGGAGGCGGGUGCCGUCGUCAAUCCGCCGGUGGCCAAGCGGAGGAGUUAUACACGUCGCGGUAAAAAAUCAUCCGGAAACUAAUUUUUAAAAAAUUCUGCUGCGUGCAAAAUUACGGGAAAUGUGGAGAAAAACAUUGUAAAAAAUCCGGAAUUUUAUUGGGGAAGAAAUCGCCCCGGAAAUAUUCCGGGAAACAGCGUGGGUCAAUUGAGCACAGUUUGUGCGAUAAAGAGCGAAUCUGAAUUCUUCCUGAAAUGUAUUAUUGGUUAAAAAAAUGGUUUUAUUCUUAAUACAGUUGUUGUAUAUUAUUUGAAUAAAUAAUGGAUAUUUUGUAUUUGUUUCUUUGCGAUCUCGUGUAGUUGGUCGUUUCAUGCGGUCUGCUUGCUCCUGCAGUGGGAAAGUGUUUUUAUUAUGUGUUUUUAUUAAUCAAAUUAUUAAUGAUGUGUUUUUUUUACGAGCGCGUUGCGGUGCGAAUUUCUAGGAAAGCCGC